Fusarium falciforme is the source of this 1614-nucleotide messenger RNA. RefSeq lists its product as hypothetical. Gene Ontology annotation, molecular function: zinc ion binding; DNA-binding transcription factor activity, RNA polymerase II-specific. NCBI's taxonomy places the organism in Eukaryota, Fungi, Ascomycota, Sordariomycetes, Hypocreales, Nectriaceae. Gene Ontology annotation, biological process: regulation of DNA-templated transcription. The record is from RefSeq and is a predicted model, not a curated record. The coding region runs from base 1 to 1614 and encodes 537 amino acids. The transcript is spliced from 3 exons.
AUGGGGCACACUUCCGACUCGGAAGCCUCCAAACGAAAGCGUGACGUUGAUGAUGCUGGUGGUCAACCAGGACGUGCCCAGCUUGCACCCGCAUCCGCAUCCCUACAGCAAGGCAUCCCCGGCUACAUCCACUAUCUCCCAAGGUCAAACACCUCUCACUUGAGUCUAAUACAAGGUGAUGGCGAUACCUUUGCCGAUAUCCUUGGUCUCAUCGCCGAAUACGAAGCCGCUCUCGACAGACACGAGAGCCUUGCAUCAAGUCUCGGAGCCAAGUUGACUGGCCCACGCCUUCUCAGGGGCAUUGAGAAAUUUUUCGAUGGGCCAAUCAAAACCACACCUCUUCAGCCUUUCUCCAACCCCAUCAGUUGGCUGGACGUGGUCAUUUUCGCAAGAUCCAACCCCAAGGACUUCAAUCUUGUCCCCAAGCCAGAUGGUUCUCGAUGUUGUCAGUUCCUACUCAAGGGCUCUCAGGUCGAAAUCACCGAAGAUGACUGGCGUCUGGUGUGGUCCGGCGCCCUUGACCGUUUCCCCCUUGACCACCCCCUUGAGGAAGACGAAACGGCGGAAAUGGCGACGCUAGAUAUUCUCGAGCAGAGGACAUCCAUUCUAUACAAGAAGGCUGACGAGGUCGCGGCAAGGGCUCGCAUUCUCAACCACCGACUUGGGCAGAGAAAGCAGGACAUUCGCCGGCGCCGAAACGCACAGGAUCCUUCUUCAAGGUUCCCAGCUAACAGUGCCAACCAAAGAGGGUCAAAUUUCAGUUCAGGAUACGAUUUACAUGCGGAUCUUCUUCAGCAGUUUCUCACUGCCUCAGCCUCGCCGCCUCCUUCACGAUCGACAUCAGUAACUGGAGUGCCUCUCGCCACUCUCAGUCAACCAUCGCCAUCUCACAGUACGACGUAUACCCAGACUCAUGCUCCUCGCUUCUCUGGACACUCCGCGGAGUCCUUGAUGCAGCCUGCGGUCGACAGCAGAGAGACUGCCUUCCGAUCUCUUAUCACGCAGAGGACAGAUCAACUGGGCAAAGGCGAUGCGAUCAACCCUCCGUGCGACCGAUGCCGGCGCUUGCGAGUAGAAUGCAUCAAGCAUUUGACGGCCUGUUCAGGCUGUACCAAGAAGCAUGCAAAGUGCAGCUGGAAGACGGUCACGGAUGACGAGUUCCGACGCCUCAAGCGGGAGAUGGGUCUCCGAGACGAGAUGGAUAUUGACGGGCAGUCAGAGGCUGGACCAGCACCGGACACUUUGGAUACGAGGGAUCCUCGAUCGAGCCGGCUCAGCGAUAGACAAGAAGCAGGCCGGACAUCAGGAGAGAGAACCCCUGGCACUUUGGGAGAUGAUGGCUCUCGACCUCCGAGCCGUAGCCGCAGCGAUGGGCACCCUCCGAGUACCAUGGAACCUUCAACUGCAUCGAUGCAUCGCUUCGACCUGAGCGCCGAGCGGCAUCGUCUCCCCUUUGCCAUGGGACAAUCAAGUGCAAAGUCAGAUCAAGGAAGUCGAGGGAAUGAGCAUAUGCAGGCUGGUUCUAGUGCACCCAGCCUGGCUACGACGGUGGCAAUGGCCCCCAAGAACACGCAUAGAGUUAGCGAUGGUUCACAAAACACUUCACCCAGCUAA